This is a messenger RNA of Trichoderma gamsii, 1740 nucleotides long. RefSeq lists its product as hypothetical. The transcript has a single exon. Lineage: Eukaryota; Fungi; Ascomycota; Sordariomycetes; Hypocreales; Hypocreaceae. The record is from RefSeq and is a predicted model, not a curated record. The coding region runs from base 1 to 1740 and encodes 579 amino acids.
AUGAAACUAACUGCCCUCCCGGCUCUAGUGGCUGGGCUGCUGCCCAUAGCUGGAGCCGUGCCAGCUCAAAAUACACAAGCAAAAGUUCAGGCUGGCCUUGUGAACGUCACAAUCCCAUCUGGUAUCAUUAUCGGUUCGACAGAUAAUGGAGUGGAGUCAUUCAGAGGCAUCCCUUAUGCGGAUCCACCAACCGGCGACUUGCGCUUCAGACCACCAGUCAGACUUUCGAGACACCUUGGAGAGUUUGAUGCCACCAAAAAACCUGUGGCAUGUCAUCAGGGACCCAUCUACGGCCCAUUUGCCGAUACGCAAAAUGCGGUAGCUACUCUUGCAGAAAUUGGCGUUGCGAGCUCUGUUUUCAAGAACAUCGCCGGUGAUACGCCUGCUGAGUUUGACGAGGACUGUUUGAUAAUCAAUGUUCAACGCCCCGAGGGCGUUAAAGCUGGUGCCAAUCUUCCUGUACUAUUCUGGAUCUAUGGUGGCGGUUUUGUGGGCGGGAGCACCCCUCCGUUUGAUGGCAAAAACUUGAUCGCGACUGGCGUGCAGCUCAAUCAGUCGUUUAUCUAUGUAUCAGUCAAUUAUCGUGUUGGCGGCUGGGGUUUUAUGCCGGGCGAAGAGAUCCAUCGUGAAGGAAGUGGUAAUGCAGGCCUGCGUGACCAACGAAUGGGGCUUGAAUGGGUCGCCGAUAACAUUGCAGAGUUUGGAGGCAACCCAAAGAGAGUCGUAAUCUGGGGGGAGUCUGCUGGUGCCAUUUCGGUGUUUGAUCAGCUUGUUCUGUAUGACGGCAAUGCCACCUAUAAGGGUAAAGAGCUUUUCCAUGGUGCCAUCAUGAACUCUGGCACGGCUCUUCCAACUGAUCCUUUGUAUGGUCCUAAAGGAAAGGCCAUCUAUAAAGCAGUCAUUGAGAAGGCUGGCUGCGAGGGCAAGCCUGAGGGUUCGCUGAAAUGUCUUCGCGAAUUGCACAACGACGACUUUGCCGCUGCAGCCAAUUCGGUUCCCGGUAUCUUUUCAUACCCAUCUCUUGCACUAUCAUAUCUGCCGAGGCCAGAUGACACCGUCUUGACAGACAGCCCGGAUGCACUGGCGAAGAAAGGAAAGUUUCACAAAGUGCCGGUGAUCAUGGGCUCGCAAGAAGAUGAAGGGACAGCCUUUAGCCUGUUCCAGAUAAACAUGGGCACGGAUCAAAGAAUUGUUCAAUAUCUCUCGAAAUAUUACUUUGGUGAUGCUACUAUCGAGCAGGUUAGCGAGUUUGUCGGCACGUACAGCAAUGAAAUUGCUGACGGAAGCCCGUUCCGCAGCAAACUUUUGACCGAGCUCUAUCCAGGCAAGAGGAGGAUUGCUGCCAUUCUUGGCGACAUGGUCUUUGAUCUGAUGCGGCGAAUUACGCUGCGAAUCAUUGCUGAGCAUCACCCAGAAGAACAUUCGUGGUCCUAUCUCUCCUCAUACAACUACAACUUGGGCCUCAGUGCCGUUGGCACCACGCACGGGUCAGAUAUGCCUGUUUUCUUCAACGGCUCUAAUAACAACCUCCCUACAAUCAGUGGCCGGACAUACUACCUCAAUUUUCUCUACAACUUGGAUCCCAAUAACGGCAGCAGAGUAGAUGUACAUUGGCCCCAGUGGAAAGAGGGCCACCAGCUCCUGUGGUAUAAUAAGAACAACAACAGCCUCAGAAGUGAUACUUAUAGGGAGAGAAGUUACGAAUUCAUGUACGAGAACAUCAAUUCUCUACGCUUUUGA